AUGCGCGACACCUUCUGGCAGACCGACUGUGGCAAUUUCCAAGCGGCUCUGGCCUACUUCUGCUCAUUUUAUAUCAUCAUCACCUACAUCAUGCUUAACGUCCUUGUCGGUAUGUUGCUAGGACUUCCAUAUUGGCCAUUUAGUACAUGUUUACAUCAUUUUUUAUAA
Molecule: messenger RNA, 168 nt
Organism: Protopolystoma xenopodis
Lineage: Eukaryota; Metazoa; Platyhelminthes; Monogenea; Polystomatidea; Polystomatidae
Source: the annotation of a GenBank genome assembly